ACUUGAACGGCUGCGUAAGCUUAUGCCAGGCAGAAGUUUAUCAGAACAUUAGAAAAGUCGCUCGAUACAUCGCUGCCACGAGGCACACGCUGCCAGUUGCUUGACCGAAAUGGACUUCACAGCGAGUAACAUCCUCCUCCUCUCUCUAGUGGAAGCUGCUGUUUCGGUCUACUUCUUUCCUCAAGUCUUCCCUAGAAAUGCUCUGGCGUCGUUUUAUCUUAUCUUCGUUAUUGUUCAGGGCACAGCUUGGUGCUUCCAGAAACUUAUCAUAUACCCCUUCUUCCUCAGCCCGCUUCGUCAUCUACCGCAUCCGCCAAAAGGCUUCUACCCAUUGAUCGGCCAUGGACUGAUACUCUUUAAGCGACCACCCGGUCAGGCUUUCCUCAAUAUAUUGAAAGAGACGGAGAACGACGGUCUAAUACAUUUCCGUGGAGUCUUCCACGCUGACCGAUUGCUUCUAGCGAGCCCAGCUGCUCUUGCAGACGUGCUCGUACAUCGGAGCUAUGAUUUCGAGAAACCGCCGUGGGCGAGAAACUUCUUGAGGAAAUUUCUCGGCGACGGACUGCUCAUGACGGAGGGCGACGAGCACAGGCAUCAGCGCAAGCACAUCAUGCCGGCUUUCAGCUUCCGUCAUAUCAAGGAGUUGUACCCAGUGUUUUGGUCCAAAUCGAUUGAGCUCUGUCAGGUGGUCAGCCGUGAGCUAGGGGAGAAGCCCGAUAAAGUCCUCGACAUAGGACACUUUUCGACCAUGGUCACCUUGGAUAUCAUUGGACUGGCUGGCCUUGGCCGUGAUAUUGGUUCCUUGAGGAAUAAUGAUGACGUGCUCAUUGAAAACUAUGAAGAGAUCCUGGAGCCCAGCACUGAAAAGGCUGUGUAUUUCGUGUUACACCUUCUAUUCCCACCAUGGGUUAUGGCAGCGCUACCGUGGAAACUCAAUGAGAGGGUGAAGAUCACGACUGGCAAUCUCAAGAGGAUCUGCGGAGAAUUCGUUGCGAACAAGAAAAGUCGGAUGAAGAUGGAAAGUGAGGAAGGGAAGGACAUCCUAAGCAUCAUGCUCCGAUCGAACAACUUCUCUGACAAUGGGCUGGUCGACCAGCUUCUUACGUUUCUCGCAGCAGGUCAUGAAACAACGUCCUCAGCUCUGACAUGGGCAACCCACCUCCUCUCGACUCACCCCGAAAUCCAGACUCGCUUGCGCACGGAGAUUCAAGAGAACAUCCCGGACCGAAAGGCAUUAUUGGACCCGAAUUUCGAUAUUGCUGCGCUUCUCGAAUCGCUGCCGUACCUAAAUGCCGUCUGCAAUGAAGUUCUCCGUCUUUUCCCAACUAUCCCUGUUUCGGCACGCAUGGCCUCUCGUGACACAACUGUCUGCGGCCACUUCAUCCCCAAGGGCACACUCCUUCAAGUGGUUCCAUGGGCGACAAACCGCGACCCGGCGCUUUGGGGUCCGGACUCUGAGAAGUUCAUUCCCGAACGUUGGAUCGACGAGUCGGGACGCACCACCAUGAACGGCGGAGCUGAUAGCAACUACUCGUUCUUGACGUUUCUACAUGGACCGCGGAGCUGCAUAGGGGAGCGCUUUGCGCGGGCAGAAAUGAGGGCACUAGUUGCUGCUUUUGUGGGUGAGUUCAAGAUGCAGAUGGCGAACCCUGAAGAGAAAGUGCGACCUGGAGGGACAAUAACGAGCAAGCCGAUUGACGGUAUGAGACUGAAGCUAGAGCCAGUAACAUGGGGAGAGUGAGACCACUCGCAGACCAAGACCUGAAUCUAGAUCAAUCAAGCGUUGCUCGCGUGGCGACUUACGUGAAGUUAUAUGCGAGUAAUGCACGAACGUUUACGCAAUUUUUUCGAUACAUGUUGCGACCAUCGGUGAUCUGACUCUUUGAAGC
Paraphaeosphaeria sporulosa is the source of this 1889-nucleotide messenger RNA. RefSeq names its product cytochrome P450. Bases 110 to 1741 code for a protein of 543 amino acids. The transcript is spliced from 3 exons. Gene Ontology annotation, molecular function: iron ion binding; oxidoreductase activity, acting on paired donors, with incorporation or reduction of molecular oxygen; monooxygenase activity. The record is from RefSeq and is a predicted model, not a curated record. NCBI's taxonomy places the organism in Eukaryota, Fungi, Ascomycota, Dothideomycetes, Pleosporales, Didymosphaeriaceae.